This is a messenger RNA of Cucumis sativus (cucumber), 1134 nucleotides long. Its product is annotated as cyclin-U2-1. NCBI's taxonomy places the organism in Eukaryota, Viridiplantae, Streptophyta, Magnoliopsida, Cucurbitales, Cucurbitaceae. The record is from RefSeq and is a predicted model, not a curated record. Gene Ontology annotation, molecular function: protein kinase binding. Gene Ontology annotation, biological process: regulation of cyclin-dependent protein serine/threonine kinase activity. The transcript has 2 exons. The coding region runs from base 119 to 799 and encodes 226 amino acids.
AUCUUCUUCAUCUUUUUCCACUCACCUUCCCAAAAUCCAAAUUCCCUCCCUAUAUAAAUCCCUCCAUUUCUCAUUUUCAUUUCCAAAGAUUCUCAAUUUUAUCAUAUAAUUAUUAAAUAUGGCCGCAAACUCCAAUAAUAUGAUUAUUCCAAUUUCCCCAAGAAAGCUUCGAUCUGAUUUGUACUCUUACUCUCACAGUGAGGAUUAUUCUAAAAUCCCAUUAGUUAUCAGUGUUGUUGCUUCUUUGAUCGAGAGAAAUAUGGCCAGAAACCAUCGUAUUGCCAGAAACUACACGUCGUCUAAGGGUGCUGUUGUUUUCGAUUGCCGUGACGAGGCCCCCGACAUGUCCAUUCAGUGUUAUUUGGAGAGGAUAUUUCGUUACACCAAAGCUGCUCCUUGUGUCUACGUUGUUGCUUAUGUUUAUAUUGAUCGAUUUUGCCAACAGAAUCCUUCCUUUAGGAUUACUCUUAGAAAUGUUCAUCGUCUUCUCAUCACUACCGUCAUGGUUGCUUCUAAAUAUGUCGAGGACAUGAACUACAGAAACUCGUACUACGCAAGAGUCGGGGGAUUGACAACAAAGGAAAUGAACCAACUAGAGAUGGAUUUUUUGUUUCUAAUGAGAUUCAAAUGCCAUGUAAAUCUAAGUGUUUUUGAGAGCUAUUGUUGUCAUUUAGAGAGAGAAGUUAGCAUUGGCGGAGGAUACCAUAUAGAAAGAACAUUAAGAUGUGCUGAAGAGUUGAAAUCUAAACAAAACCAACAAACAACAUAUAUUAAUCAAAUCGCUCGUAUUAUGUUGUAGAAAUCGAAAACCCUAUAAAUUAAAUUAAUCACUAAAUAUAUAUCUAUACACACUUGUUUUUCCUUAUCAUUAUUAUUAUAUAUAUAUAUAUAUAGCCAGGGUGUCUUUGUAAUUAAUUACAAUAUACAAGGUUGCCGCUAUUAUAUUGUAUAGUUUUAUAAUGUAGUUGGCUGUGUUUUGAAUCAUUGUUACAUUUGCCGACACUUGCUUAAUAUUUACUCAUGUAAUACGUACAAAAGACCUUUUUUUUUCUUUUCUCUUUAAUUAUGUAACUCACUAUGCUGAGAUUUUAAUAUAGUGUGUUUAAUGUAUUGAAAAGGACAAUUUUGGAGAGA